Molecule: messenger RNA, 4096 nt
Organism: Cygnus atratus (black swan)
Lineage: Eukaryota; Metazoa; Chordata; Aves; Anseriformes; Anatidae
Gene: ITM2C
Product: integral membrane protein 2C
Exons: 8
Coding region: 325-1038 (237 amino acids)
Biological process (GO): negative regulation of amyloid precursor protein biosynthetic process
Cellular component (GO): Golgi apparatus; plasma membrane; extracellular exosome
Molecular function (GO): amyloid-beta binding
Source: RefSeq, a predicted model, not a curated record
GGCUACAGAGUAAGAAGCACUCAGCAUUUCACCAUUCCUGUGGAAAAGACCAACCAAAUGCUUAAUGAAGGAAGUCUUGUUUCUGAACAGUUAACCACGGUUCCAAUCUCAUAAUGGUACCCAGUUAUCCAGAAAGACAUACUGACCUUGGAUGAAGACCUUCUGGCUCAAGAGGACUGGUCCCUAGCAGGAAGGAGGAGGGGGCUCUGGUUCAGUUUCUUGCUUCCAGAGAAGACACAUGCCCUGGGCUUUUCCACAUCAGCUGGUCUUUUCAACAUCAGACAAGCAGAACAGUGCAAGCUUGCACGAGUCCAGCUCUUGAAUAUGGGACUGGAAAUGAGGUGGCAGAAGGCAAAGGAGGAGCAGGCUCCCGCGGUGCAGAGCCGGAGGUCAUCACUCAGCGGGGUGUGCUACUUGACCAUGGGUCUCCUCGUACUGCUCCUCGGCUUGGUCUUCGCUUCGAUGUAUGUCUACAGAUACUUCUUCAUCACCCAGCUUCCCCGUGAGAGCGUGUUUCACUGCGGCGUCCUUUACGAAGACUCGCUGUACUCCCCAUUCAAGGGGCAGCUGGAGCUGCAUGAAGACGUCAAGAUUUACAUUGAGGAGAACUAUGAGCAAAUCAAUGUCCCGGUGCCGCAGUUCGGAGGGAGCGACCCUGCAGAUAUCAUCCAUGAUUUCCAGAGAGGUCUGACAGCUUAUCAUGACAUAACGCUGGAUAAAUGCUACGUCAUCGAGCUGAACACCACUAUCGUGAUGCCUCCACGCAACCUGUGGGAGCUGCUGGUUAACGUGAAGAAGGGGACGUACCUGCCUCAGACGUACAUCAUCCAGGAGGAGAUGAUCGCAACGGAGCACGUCCAUGACAUGGAGCAGCUCGGCUCCUUCAUCUACCGCCUCUGCAGCGGCAAGGAGACCUACAGGCUGAAGCGGAGGAGCGCCAGGAGACGUAUCAGUCGACGUGAGGCUGGGAACUGUCAUCGUAUUCGUCACUUUGAAAACACUUUUGUGGUUGAAACUGUUAUCUGCAAAAAAUCAUGAGGCUGCUGUCCUGUUGUAACCUUCCUUGGCUUUGCUUGCACAUACAUGCUCUCAGCCCUCUUUUAGACAUGGUAAUGUGUCUUACUUUAUUUUUAUUUUUAUUUUUAUUUUUGUUUUUACUCCUUCCCUUGCUUGUGAAGCUCUAACCUCUUGGGUCCAUCGUGGCCUCACAGUUGAUUAUCUUUUUCUCCCUCCUGCCUACCUGAGACGUUUUGCUGGGCUUAAAUUUACACAGUGGUCACAGAUAGCCUGGGAGUGAACGCAGCCUCAUCCGUGCCACAGGACAGAAAUCUCUUUUGGGAGCAGGCUUGGGGUAGAAGGGAUGGCCAAGAAAUAGGAUGCUGGAAACAGGUGCUCUUUUCCUGGCUGAGCGAUUUCCUGCUGGUAGUGUUCUGAACCUGGCUUGGUACCAGGGCAGAAGGUGUGUGACAGGAGGAGGGCUACCAGUUUGAUGCUGAUGUAACUACCAGGAAUAUGGAAUCAGAUGCCCUUAGGGAGAGAACAGAUGUGAGGCUACAAACAGUGACUCAGAAAACUCAGCAGAGGGGGAUUUCUGCCUAAACCGUGCUGUGGUGCUCCCAGCUUGCUGCUUGCUGUUCUCCUGAAGGCCAGGUUAUCAAACAGAGAAAGCAGCCUGUACGUGUUGCCCCUGUGAGUACUCCUCGCCACGUGGCAGUCUGCUCCUGAGCCUGGCAUGGCUUGGCACAGCCCUGGGAGCAGCGUGGGGUGCCCUCGGGUGAGCCCCUGGAGGGUGGGUACGCGGUGCUGAUGUGGGGUGGCAACAACAUGGCGAUCAUAGCGCUGCUUGGGGGCCACGGAGCAGGGAGGCUGCGUAGCCACAUUCAAGGCUGCAUAGCCUUACUCUGCCUCUUUGUAGAAGAGGCUGCCAUGCCUGUGUGCAAAGUGGUGUCAGCAGCAGGAUUGGUAGUUACUGGCGAGUACAGAAGCAGAUUUUUUUGUUUGUGUUGAGAGAGAGUUUUCUUGUAUAACUCCUCCAAUGAAAGCUGUUUUGAUAGUAAUUCCUGUAGCCCUACUGUAUAUCACAUCAUCUGAGGGCACCGUUGUGGUACAGAUAUUGAUACAAGGCAAGAUUCAGUGCAUCGAUAUACUGCAGAGAAAUUGUGUGAACAAAAUUGCAUUUCUAUUGAUCAUUGGAGAGAAGAAUUGCAGAGUAAUUAAAUAUUCUUCCCUCUGAUCCAUAAAUAUAGUUAAAACUAAUUAGGUUCUUAAAAUGCAGGCAGUUUUUUGGCUUGAAAGAACAGCAUGAAGUUCAGCUUGGCACAUUCUUGUUAAUUGGUUUCCAGCAAAUCUGGACUUGUUCAUCUGUUGAAAUGAGCUUGUUGUUUUAGAAAGAGGAAGGAUAAAGUAAAUGCAAGUACAAUCAUUAAUUCAGCAGGACCAAAAAGUGAAUAUAUUUUAGAGUAAAACUUUUAAUAGUAAUACUGUGAGCUAGUUACUUGAAAACAAAACAGUAUCUCAAAAUAGUCAUCUAAAACAAUAGGAAUUAGUAUGUCCUUAGAGGCUGAGAAUUUAUUUUUUCUUAUAAAUGUAGAGUCAACCAUAAAUAUUAAAUUUUAACAGGUAGAGGAGGAGAUGUUGGUCUCCUGCUUUAAGCUGGAUGUAAAAUGAAGAACUGCAUGUACUUCAUGCAGGUUGGUAAGGAAAGUUUCCUACUGCCAGAGGGUAUUUGCUUUUCUAUAGUACAGCUGUGUUUUUCCAAAUAUAACUUGCUAUCAGCCCUAGCCUUUCCUUGCGAAGUGGAUGACAAGCAAGUCAGAGAAUUGGUUUGCUUGGUGGAAGUACCACAAACUGGUAAAUUUAAGCCCUGUGUUUCUCUUUGUUUCUGGGCACCUAAGCCUGCACUCAGGUGAGCACACAGACCUUUUCCCCCUUCCUUCUGAUUCUGCAUGAAUUAACUGGUCAUUGAAUAUGCUAACUCUGUGCAACCCCGCAGCUGUAAGGACAAGCCCUGGUUCUUUAAGAUGAACUGACACGUUCGCUGUUUCAUAGGGUGAGAAUGCAGUUGUCUAGAAAGAAAACACAAAAUGCUUUGUAUAUUUUGUCUGGUAGGACUCUUACCUCUUAGGAAACAUCCAUGGGAUAAUAAAAUCUUUUACCUCUGAUAUGUAAAGCGUGUGUUUGUUGAGAAUGAAAGCACAUCCCCUCCAUGAAGCUAUCGCCCAUGCCCUGCGGUGUGGAGGCUCUCCCCAGGGCGAUGGGAUUGCUGUGCAGGGAUGCAUCCAAGUCGCCAGCUGCCAGAGCCUGCCCAUGCCUGCAGGCUUGAGGGCUUCCCUCCUUGCCAUGCCAAAUUCAGCCAGGCAGGACCCACUGGGCUCUUCUGAGCUGUCUGCCCCGCUUCCAUCCUGGUGGAGAAGUGUCUGAACAGUGUUCCUGAGCUGGAACAUUGAAGCUCUUUCCAAAAUCAGUCUCUAGUCGAUCAGUGAGGAAGUUAACGUAAGGCAUUUUGCUUGUUACAGUCUUUGUAUUUACCUCUUCAGUACCUGGAUGCCUUUUCCGUCGUUGGGGUUCUGUAGAAGAGUUUUGUGUUCUACAAUAAUUGUGUUUGCCAAAGCCUGUUCUGCAGCUAAACCUAGUAAUUUGGCCUGAUGCAAAGACGGAAACGACAUAGUUUGCAAAGGUGUUUUUUUGGAGUUGUAUCUGACAAAUACACUGUUCCUCUGUGUCCGUGCCUCAGAAAAUUCCUGUGGCUCUUCCAGAGGAGAGAGCAAUGAGGAGAAAGCUGUGAUCUGGAUUGUGCACUGUUAUGAGAUUGUUCACUGUGAAAAUGAAAAUGUGUUGCUCUAAGAAAUAAAUGCUGAGGAGAUGAUUUCAGUAUGCACCUCUUAGAACCAUCUGUCACAAUAUUAGAACAAGAAAUGGGCAUAUUCUGGCUGUUGAUGAACAGCGCCUGGAAUACCCUUCAUCAUUGCUACUGAUUUCUUUCUUUUGCAUCUAGCUAAACAUUUGAAGAAUAACAGAGGUAGAAGCAAGAUCUGCCCCUACCAUGAAUUUUAAAUUCAUUUGUUUUGACCAUGUGUAACUACAAGUUUACAGAAUA